This is a messenger RNA of Nannospalax galili (Upper Galilee mountains blind mole rat), 4352 nucleotides long. It is a transcript of the gene Ncan, whose product is annotated as neurocan. The transcript has 13 exons. Gene Ontology annotation, biological process: cell adhesion. The annotation marks the transcript as partial. The record is from RefSeq and is a predicted model, not a curated record. Lineage: Eukaryota; Metazoa; Chordata; Mammalia; Rodentia; Spalacidae. Gene Ontology annotation, molecular function: hyaluronic acid binding; calcium ion binding.
UUCUUCUCUGCCUGCUCCACCCCAGGCACUCAGGAUGGCACUGCCACUGUGGAAGAGGGGCUCCACAUACUGAAGGUGGGGUCUGGCCCUGUGCUAGCUGCGCUGGCGGAGCUGGUGGCUCUGCCCUGUCUUUUUACUCUGCAGCCAUGGCCCGGCACCAUUCGAGACAUCCCUCGGAUCAAAUGGACCAAAGUUCGAACUGCGUCAGGCCAGCGCCAGGACUUGCCCAUUUUGGUGGCCAAGGACAAUGUGGUGCGUGUGGCCAAGGACUGGCAGGGAAGGGUGUCACUGCCUGCUUACCCCCGGCACCGAACCAAUGCCACCCUUCUGCUGGGGCCACUUCGGGCCAGCGACUCCGGGCUGUAUCGCUGCCAGGUGGUGAGGGGCAUUGAAGAUGAACAGGAUGUGGUGACUCUGGAGGUGACAGGUGUGGUAUUCCAUUACCGGGCAGCCCGGGACCGCUAUGCACUGACUUUCGCUGAGGCCCAGGAGGCCUGCCGCCUGAGCUCCGCCAUCAUCGCGGCCCCAAGGCACCUGCAGGCUGCCUUCGAAGAUGGCUUUGACAACUGCGACGCGGGCUGGCUCUCAGACCGCACAGUUAGGUACCCUAUCACCCAGUCGCGUCCUGGUUGCUAUGGUGACCGCAGCAGCGUGCCUGGGGUUCGGAGCUAUGGGAGGCGCGAUCCACAAGAACUCUACGAUGUAUACUGCUUUGCUCGCGAGCUGGGAGGCGAGGUCUUCUACGUGGGUCCUGCCCGCCGUUUGACCCUGGCGGGGGCGCGGGCGCAGUGCCACCGGCAGGGCGCGGCGCUGGCCUCGGUGGGGCAGCUGCACCUGGCGUGGCACGAGGGCUUGGACCAGUGCGACCCGGGCUGGCUGGCGGACGGCAGCGUGCGCUACCCGAUCCAGACGCCGCGCCGGCGCUGCGGAGGCCCGGCUCCUGGCGUGCGCACCGUCUACCGCUUUGCCAACCGCACCGGCUUCCCGGCGCCCAGCGCGCGCUUCGACGCCUACUGCUUCCGAGCUCAUCACCCCACACCAACACAUGGAGACCCCGAGACACCUUCAUCUGGAGAUGAGGGGGAGAUUGUGUUGGCAGAGGGACCCCCAGCCCAAGAAGUAGAGCCCAGCCUGGGGGAAGAUUUCCAGGAAACACUUGUGUCCAGUGGGGAAGAUGAACCCAUGGGCUUUGCAACAACUCAAGAGUCUCAGAAGAUCGCUGACUCUACUCCAGGGGACUCCACACUGACUUUGUGGCCCCCUACAGAAAAGUGGCUGCUCACAGGUGCCAUAAGCUCCUCGGGUGUCCCCAGUCCCAGCAGUGUGAGUGUGGACGUGGCAGGGACAACACCCUCGGGCACAGAGAUGGCCUAUACCCCCACACUGAAGAGGGGCCGCUUCAAAGUGUUGAAUGGUCGACAUUUCCAGCAACAGGACCCAGCUGGCCAACUGGGGGCAGCAGAGGCCAGUGCCCAGACCCCCACCCCAGAGGUGCAGCUUCCUGUGGCCACAGAAACCUCAGGAAAUGACCAGAGUCGCAGUCCCUGGGCCAUCCUGACCAAUGAGGUAGAUGUGCCAGGAACAGGUUCCCCUGGCAGCAGAAGCCCCCCAGAGUCCUGGCUAUGGCUCCCAUCUUUGACCUCACCUAGCAGCCCAGACCUCAGCGGAACCUCUGAUCUGAAACCAGGGGCAGCGGAGGCCCCCAGCGUGAAGCCAGCCAUGCAUGGGCUUCCCUGGUCACUCUCAGAGCCUGCUGUCACCAUCUCCAGUCUUUCAGAGCCCCCUAGCACUGUCCCCUGGGAGGCAUCCCCUGACAACGCCUCCCCAGACUUCCCUAUCGUGGCCAUGCUUCGUGCUCCCAAACUGUGGCUCCUGUUACACUCCACAUCUGUCCCCACUGAUGCCAACAGGGACAAGGGGCAUGAUGGGACUGUGACCCCCAUUUCACCCUCCAAGUCCCGGGGCCUGGAAGGACAGGGUAGGGAGGCCACCCCUGCCACACUCAGCAGCCUUGAAGUUCGAGGACCCAUGGCCUCUUCCCAGACUACCACGGACACCCAAGUUGGAGCCAGCCCCAAAUCCCCAGCACCAGAAUCUGGAGAAAUGAGGGAGAUUGGCCCCGCCCAGGCUAGGGAGAACCCCGACUCUGGCCCAUGGGUCUCUGCUGACUCUGGGAGUAUGACAGUUGAUCCUGUCCCCUCUGACCCUGGCAUUCUAGGGAUGGAGUCUGGGGUCUUGGAUGCAACAGAGAGUUCCAUGUCCAGUAGGCAGGCCACUGUGGAUGAGACACUGGGCACCUGGCCAUCAAUGCCUAGGCCAGGGUUGGACACCAGGCCCCUGUCCACUCCCUGGGGAGGUCCUGGAGUCACCUUGUACAUGGAGACUCCCACAGCUUCAGAGGGGGGUGUCACCAAGGGUCCUACAAAUACCACAGUGGAGGUGGCCCCCAGCGGUGCUGGUGCCUUUUGGGGAUCUGGACCCCAAAGUUCUGUUUCCAGCACCCAUGCAGUUGUGGAUCGAAGUGUGGUACCAUCUCUUGCACCCCUGGACCAGGAGACUGAGGAUGGGGCCCAGGAUAUACUCACACCGACCUCCAAAGGCCUUCAACAUACCUCAGAACCAGAGGGCCAGAUGGUAGCCCAGGGGACACUGGUACCUUCAGCCUCUUGGCCUCCAUGGACAACUCCAGCCUCCACCAUGGAUGAGGUGGCCUCUGUUUCCUCAGGGGAGCCCACCACACUGUGGGAUGCCCACAGCACCCUGUUGCCUAUAUCCUUGGGCUCAGAGGAGGCAGAGCUGGAGGUUGUGGCUGGUAGUCCAGACCUGGAGGGCUUCUGGGAAGAGGUGGCCAGCGGUCAGGAGGCCCCUACAGAUCCUUGUGAGAACAACCCUUGCCUGCAUGGGGGGACCUGCCGCACCAACGGUACAGUGUAUGGCUGUAACUGUGAUCAGGGCUACGCUGGGGAGAACUGCGAGAUUGACAUCGAUGACUGCUUGUGCAGCCCCUGUGAGAAUGGAGGGACCUGCAUUGAUGAGGUGAACGGCUUUGUCUGCCUCUGCCUCCCCAGCUAUGGGGGCAGCCUGUGCCAGAAGGACACCGAGGGCUGCGACCGAGGCUGGCAUAAGUUCCAGGGCCACUGCUACCGCUACUUUGCUCAUCGGAGGGCCUGGGAGGAUGCAGAGAGGGACUGCCGGCGCCGGGCAGGUCACCUGACCAGCGUCCACUCACCAGAGGAGCACAAGUUUAUCAUCGGCUUUGGACAUGAGAAUGCAUGGAUCGGCCUGAACGACAGAACGGUGGAGAGGGACUUCCAGUGGACAGACAAUACGGGGCUGCAAUAUGAAAACUGGCGAGAGAACCAGCCUGACAAUUUCUUCGCGGGUGGGGAGGACUGUGUGGUGAUGGUGGCACAUGAGAGCGGGCGCUGGAAUGACGUCCCCUGCAACUACAACCUCCCCUAUGUCUGCAAGAAAGGCACAGUGCUGUGUGGUCCCCCUCCAUCGGUGGAGAACGCCUCCCUUGUUGGUGUGCGCAAGGCCAGGUACAACGUCCAUGCCACCGUGCGCUACCAGUGUGAUGAAGGAUUUGCCCAGCACCAUGUGGCCACCAUCCGCUGCCGGAGUAAUGGCAAAUGGGACCGGCCCCAGAUUGUCUGCACCAAACCCAGGCGGUCACAUCGGAUGCGGAGGCACCACCACCACCAUCACCACCAGCACCGACACCAUAAAGCCCGCAAGGAUCGCAGGAAACACAAGAGACGGCUGGCAGAGGACUGGGAGAAGGAGGAAGGAAAUUUCUGCUGAAGAUCCAGGCCAAGCCAGCACAGACCCUCCCCACACCUCCUCCGGAGCCUUCGUCUGGGGAUCCAGAACCCAGACAGCCACAAAAGAGAGGAUGGGGAUGCCUCAGGGCUCACAGCCCUGCUAUCCUCUGUACAAAGCUCGGAUCUCCUCCCCCUUCCCCAAGUCCUCCUGGCCAGCAUUGCCUGGGCCUUCGAAGGCCACUCUGGUCUGACUGAGCCCUGGGAGCAUCUCCUAGCCAUGGGAAAGGGGGUUCCUGAAUUUUGUUUGCCAAGCUUCUGAGAGAGAGCAAGAUUGUGUGCGUGUAUGUGUGCUGGGGAAUGGCUCUCACACCAGAGAUUCUGGCUUAGUGAACGGGCCAUCCUGAAUCCAGGGUGAAGCUUUGGCUGAAGGAUUCUGGGUGGAGGCAGAAGUUUGAACCUGACGGGCCAUGCCUUCACCCAGGACCUCCCUGCCAAUGUGGUCCCUCUCUGCCUCUCUCCCACCCUCCCUUCCUUCCUUCUUUCCUUUCAUAGUCUUUCAUAUAGCCCAGGCUGGCCCUGAACUCACUG